AUGGCGACCAUCGCUAAGAAGCGAGUCGCAAUUAUCGGCGCAGGCAUAUCUGGCCUGGUGUCGCUGAAGGAGUGUCUGGCCGAGGGGUUGGACGUUGAAGUCCUUGAGAGCCGAGCUGAAAUAGGCGGACAAUGGGCGUACCAGGCGGGGCCGGACGAGAAAGGCGAGCUGCAGUCUUCCAUGUACGAUGGCGUGGUGCUCAACUCGUGCCGCGAUACGACUGCCUUUAGCGAUUUCCCCAUUGAUCCUGCCCGGCAUGGCGACUACUUCUCCCAUCGAGAGAUGCACCGGUACAUUCUCGACUAUGCUGAUCACUUCGGCUUGCACAAGCACAUCAGCUUGCGAACCAAGGUCAUUGACUGCACGCAAGAUGCGGAAGGCAAAUGGAUAGUCAAGUUCCAGGAAGAUGGCUGCAAACCGCAGGAAAGAGAAUACGAUGUUCUCAUCUCGGCUACGGGCAUCAACUCAAUUCCAAUCAUCCCCGAUUUCAAGGACAGGGAAUCGUUCCGGGGCGAGUUUUUGCACAGUCACUACUACAGAAAACCUGGGAGGUUCGAGGGCAAGCGUGUCGUUCUCAUUGGCUCGGGGUCCGCAGCAAUUGAUCUUGCCUGUGAACUUGCACCUGGAUGCAAGGAGGUGCAUGUCAUCACCCGGCGUGGCACAUGGGUAAUUCCACGAUAUGCGCUGGGUAAGCCCGUCGAGGCAUGGGACAGCCGGGCCUCGCAAGUCUGGCUCCCAUCCUCGGUGGCCGAAUGGCUCAACACGACGUUGCUCAAUUUUGUUCAAGGCAAGCAUCCGAAGGAGCUCCAGCCGGACCACAAGCUCAUGCAGCAGAAUCCUACUAUCCGCACCGAGUUCAUCGAGAAGGUGCGCCACGGCGUGAUCAAAGUCCACAGAGCCAGCGUAGAAAACUUCUUAGAGACUGGAUUGAAACUCACGAACGGCGAGACUCUGGAGGCGGACGUAAUCAUCACCUGCACAGGCUACAAGCGGGAGCGCCCAUAUCUUCCCGGAAACGUUCUCAGCAAUGCCGAUACCCCUGAGUUCGAGGCUGACUUGUACAAGUUGGUCAUCCCCGCACGCCAUGACAAUCUAUACUUUGUGGGCUACAUCGAGCAGGCGGGCCCGUCUCCGCCGACAAUGGAGGCCCAGGCACGGUUAGCUGUCGGCGUGAUCGCGGGCAACAUCACCAUCCCGAGGGGUGAGAAGCUGCUCAAGGAGAUCCGCGCGUGGCAGGCCUGGCACGCCAAGACGUACGUCCGCUCGGAGCGCCAUGUCAACACGGAGACGUACGUGCCGUAUAUCGACAGUCUCCUGGCGCCCCUGGGGGCGAACCCGACAUUUGGGAGGCUGCUGGGCCAGGUGUUCACCAGUGGCCGGCCUCUGCAAUCCCUCAGUGUGCUCAGUGCAGUAUAUUUCGAUGUCACAAGUAGCGCACAGUGGAGGCUGCUGGGGCGUGGGAAGAAUGAGGACCUCGCAAGGGAGACCGUCCUUAGGGUAUCAAGUGGCAAGCUAGAAUUGUCGACCCGUGAGAAGCAGCUGCUGGGGCUAUGA
Molecule: messenger RNA, 1554 nt
Organism: Neoarthrinium moseri
Lineage: Eukaryota; Fungi; Ascomycota; Sordariomycetes; Amphisphaeriales; Apiosporaceae
Exons: 3
Coding region: 1-1554 (517 amino acids)
Molecular function (GO): N,N-dimethylaniline monooxygenase activity; NADP binding; flavin adenine dinucleotide binding
Source: RefSeq, a predicted model, not a curated record